CCCCCACCACUUCUCUUCUCCAAACCCCCACCCCAAACACUCUCCCUCGUCUCCCAAAUCCGUACCCCCACCCCCAAAACCCUAACACCUCCUCCCCACAAACCCCCCAAAUUCUCCGAGAGCCGCGCCUUCCCCGACUCCCUCCCCCUCCACUCCAAGAACCCCCACGUCGUCUACCGCGACAUCCGUCGCUUCGCCCGCCUCGGCCGCCUCCGCGAGGCCCUCGCCAUCCUCGACUACCUCGAGCACCGCGGCGUCCCCGUCAACGCCACCACCUUCUCCGCCCUCCUCUCCGCGUGCUCCCGCCUCAGAACCCUCGCCCUCGGCCGCCAAGUCCACGUCCACAUCCGCAUCAACGGCCUCCAGAGCAACGAGUUCUUGCAGACCAAGCUCGUCGAGAUGUACGCCUCUUGCGGCGCCCACGAGGACGCCAUGGGCGUCCUCUCGGAGCUCUCGCCGCGGAGCGUGUUCACGUGGAACGCCCUGAUGAGGGGAGGGGUCACCGGGGGCCUGCGGUGGGGCGGCUCGCCGCUUAGGGUUUUCGCGGAGAUGCGGGAGGCCGGAGUGGGCGCGAACGAGUACACCUUCGCCUGCCUGAUUAAGAGCUUCGCGGGCUCGCCCGCUCUCGCGCAAGGGAUGAAGGCUCAUGCUCUUUUGAUGAAGAACGGGUUCGCCGGCGCUCCUACCCUUCUCCGUACCUGUUUGAUUGAUAUGUACUUCAAGUGUGGCAAGGCUCGGAUGGCCAUGAAGGUGUUCGACGAAAUUCCCGAAAGGGAUAUCGUCUUGUACGGUGCGGUCAUAGCGGGAUUUGUGCAUAAUGGGUUGAAAAGGGAGGCUUUGGAGUAUUUGAGAUUGAUGGUGGAAGAUGGUGUAGAGCCGAAUUCGGUGAUAAUAACAUCGAUCCUGCCGGCGAUUGGAGAGGUCUCGGAGCGUAAUUUGGGCCGGGAGAUUCAUGGGUUUGCGCUAAAAAAGUUCAGAGAUUACAAUAAGCUGGUUUUUAUCCUAUCGGGAUUGAUCGACAUGUAUUCUAAAUGCGGUGAUAUUGUUUCUGGGAGGCGGGUCUUUUAUGGGUCUAGCGAGAGGAAUGCCGUAUCGUGGACUGCUCUAAUGUCGGGGUAUGCAUCUAACGGUCGGCUCGAUCAAGCGUUGAGAUCGAUUGUUUGGAUGCAACAAGAAGGGAUUAGGCCGGAUAUUGUCUCGAUUGCUACCGUUCUCCCUGUUUGCGCCCAAUUGAAAGCAUUGAAGCCAGGGAAGGAGAUCCAUUGCUUUGCUUUGAAGAGUUGGUUUUUGCCCAAUGUUACCAUAUCUACUUCUUUGAUCACCACUUACUCAGCUUGUGGGUGCUUAGAUUAUUCUCGCAGAGUGUUUGAUGGAAUGACAAAGAAGAAUGUGAUAGCUUGGACAGCACUUAUCGACUCAUACAUAAAGAAUGGCUACCCCUCUAUUGCGUUAGAUGAGUUUCGUUCGAUGCUUUUAACUAGUUAUAGGCCGGAUUCGAUUACCAUUACAAGGAUUUUAAGUGCUUGUGGUGAUUUGGGAGCUUUAAAGCUUGGUAAAGAAGUGCAUGGCCAAGUAUUAAAGAUGAGGUUGAAUCAAAUUCCUCUUGUUAAAGCCGAAGUAAUCAACUUAUAUGGCAGGUGUGGAGAGAUCGAGAAGGCGCGGAGGGUCUUUGACAGGGUCCAAUCAAAGGGAUCCUUAACUUGUACGGCAAUAAUAGAUGCUUACAGGUCCAACGGCCGAUAUAAAGAAGCGCUUAAUCUAUUUGAAUGGAUGUUGUCAAACGGUUUCAUUCCCAAUAAUUUCACUUUUGAUGUGGUUUUGGCCGUUUGCGACAAGGCGGAAUUGCACGAAAGAGCUGUUAAAAUAUUCGAUUCCAUGGUUAGGGAGUAUGAAUUGAAGGCAUCAGAAGAGAAUUAUGACAGUGUCAUCGGCCUUCUUACUCGGGCCGGUCGGAUUGUUGAAGCACAAAGGUGUAUCUAUUUGAAAUCUGCAUUGCUUUAGCUUUGCGCGGCUUCUUUCUUUUAAUUUGUAGAUUUGGAGGGAUAAAAAAUCUGCGACAUGUUGUGUAAAUGAUCAUUUGUCGUUCUUAUUGGAAUAUUUUGUCACCUAUGACAAAUCAACUUAUGAAAGCUAGAAUUUUGCUGAUCAAUCUGCA
This is a messenger RNA of Ananas comosus (pineapple), 2155 nucleotides long. Its product is annotated as pentatricopeptide repeat-containing protein At1g71460, chloroplastic. The transcript has a single exon. Lineage: Eukaryota; Viridiplantae; Streptophyta; Magnoliopsida; Poales; Bromeliaceae. Gene Ontology annotation, biological process: RNA modification. The record is from RefSeq and is a predicted model, not a curated record. Gene Ontology annotation, molecular function: protein binding; RNA binding. The annotation marks the transcript as partial.